This is a messenger RNA of Cotesia congregata, 669 nucleotides long. NCBI's taxonomy places the organism in Eukaryota, Metazoa, Arthropoda, Insecta, Hymenoptera, Braconidae. The record is from the annotation of a GenBank genome assembly.
AUGCCCAAACAGCUCCUGUUAAAAGCAGAACUCAAAAUUCCAAUUUUAAAAGGUUCCUCACGGAAAUUGAAUUUUGGCAAACCCUACUAUACAUACUGUGUAGAAGGGACGGUACAGGAAUUCACUCCACCCCUAAAUCGUGACUCACAGAGUCAUAUUACAUACCACCAUUGCUUCUAUCCCCACUCACUCCCGGAAAGAGCUUUCCAGAUCCCGAUCCACUCAUGGCUUCCCUUCAGAAGCUUUCAAUUGGUCCCUGGGUACACAUACGUCACACAAGGAAUCUUAUAUAAGCGUCUCAUUGUCUUCGAUAAUCUCAUUUCAGUUUUCGUGGGUCAUAAAGUGAAGGUGAAUAAUGUGGCUUCCGAACGAAAUCAUUAUGCUGUUGUUAAAAGCUCCGUGAUACUAAAAUUUGCUGAUACUAUCUACACGGUAUUUACGCUAUUAUUACUUUAUGUUUCAGUGUCUUCAAAUGGCGGUUCUAAUAUAUUCGUGGAUGCAAACCCCGCGCAGUAUAUAAUUCUUGAAAUAAAUACGGAUUCAAAGAAAGAACUGGAUAUAAAAUCUAAUAUUUCUGCGCCGUUGAUUAGUAACGACCGUGACAUCGAAGCAAUUACCAAUCCAGUGAAAGCGAUAAAACAAAAAACGGAUGAUUUACAGAGAAAUUAA